Messenger RNA from Neltuma alba, 1441 nucleotides. Its product is annotated as metalloendoproteinase 1-MMP. The coding region runs from base 339 to 1418 and encodes 359 amino acids. The record is from RefSeq and is a predicted model, not a curated record. NCBI's taxonomy places the organism in Eukaryota, Viridiplantae, Streptophyta, Magnoliopsida, Fabales, Fabaceae. The transcript has a single exon. Gene Ontology annotation, cellular component: extracellular matrix. Gene Ontology annotation, biological process: extracellular matrix organization; proteolysis; collagen catabolic process. Gene Ontology annotation, molecular function: metalloendopeptidase activity; zinc ion binding.
GCAAUUUUCUUUUGUUAGAAACCAGAACCCAAAUAUUUGCAUAUAUGAAAGGAAGUUGGAAACAAAAUCAAUAGGUUACCCACCAUUACACUUCAAAAGUCAGAAUGCCCAAUAAAAAAGACAGAAUCUUCUUAGCUUUGACAUCUUAUAUUUGGCUUCCAUCAUGCCAAAGACAAGUUUUUGGCAUAUAAUUCUAUUCAAAUUCAGAAUCAUGAUAAUUCCCAAUUAGUAAUUAUAUAUGUGCUGAUCCAUGUUGAGACUUCUUUAACUCUCCCAAAAAGUUCUUCGUCCCUCCCUGCGCCGAUCGGGGCUCCACCCGAUAGAAAACAAUUGUCGUUAUGUUCCAAAAAUUCAUUUACUACUGCCUUUUCAUCUCCUUGGCCUACCUUUUACUCUCCCGCCCCUGCUCUCCCGCCAGGACCAUCUCCGAAACUGAAACUGCAAUAACCGCCGAAACUCACAAUCACAACGCCACGUGGCACAAUUUCUCUAGAUUCCUACACGCAGAGAGAGGCAGCCAAAUCAACGGCAUAUCGGAGCUCAAGAGCUACUUCCACCAAUUCGGCUAUCUCCAUAAAGGUGGUACGACGUCGGAUUUCACCGAUACUUUCGAUGCUAAGUUCGAGUCGGCUCUUUUGCUUUACCAGGAGAGGCUGGGCUUGCCCGUCACCGGAAAACUUGAUUCUCAUACCAUAUCAACCAUCAUGACGCCGAGAUGUGGCGUAAGCGACGACCCGUCGCAUGUAAUCCAUUCAACUCAUCACUUCUCUUACUUUUACGGUAAGCCACGGUGGGUUCGAGGUUCUCCGAUGACUCUCACGUAUGCUUUUUCCCCCGACAACUUAAUUGAACGGCUCCGCAUAUCGGAAAUUCGGACUGUUUUUGAACGCUCCUUUUCGCGCUGGGCAUCGGUGAUCCCGGUAAAAUUUCAGGAGACGAGUCGAUACGAAUCGGCCGACAUCCGGAUUGGGUUCUACCACAGGAAUCAUGGCGACGGAGAGCCGUUUGACGGGGUGCUUGGGAUUUUAGCACAUGCGUUUUGCCCAGAAAAUGGGAGAUUCCACUUGGACGCAGCUGAAACGUGGUCCGUCGAUUUCGAGCGUGAUAAGUCAAAGGUGGCCGUCGAUUUGGAAUCUGUGGUUACGCACGAGAUAGGACAUAUACUUGGCCUGGCUCACUCUUCGGUUAAAGGAGCCGUUAUGUACCCGAGCUUGAAGCCAAGGACGAAGAAGGUAGACUUGAAGAUUGAUGACGUGGAGGGAGUACAGGCGCUGUAUGGGUCAAACCCUAACUUCGCAUUUAAUACCUUGCUACAGUCUGAAAGUUCGUCCAAUCUUGCCAUUGAGUCAGAAAGCACUCUGUCCAAAUGGACUCUUUCUUUGGCUCUAGGAUUGAUCAUAAUAUUUCUAUCUACUUAAAUUUUUUCCCUUGUCCCUCUUCA